UUUUUUUCUUUUUUCCCCUGGGUCUUUCUUUCCUCUGAGACCUGGCUUUGUAGCAGUUUCUCAUUCUUUCAAUUCUUUCACGGUUGUUUGUAGGAAGAUUUUCAUUCGGUAUAUUAACAUUGUGCUCGCUGGCAGGCCCGGUGACCGACAAGACCAGGAACGGUUAGAACAGUGAUUAAGAGAACUGUUUUAACUUGGACAAUUUGCAUCAGCUCUUUUAAAUCAGCAAUUCUGUUAUUUCUAACUGCACAAUAUGCAUAUCAAGGAAAAACUUGGCCAAAAUGAGGCCGCUGGAAGAGUCGGCAUCUCAUUUGAGUUCUUCCCUCCCAAAACAGCGCAAGGUGUGCAGAACCUUUACGACAGAAUGGACCGAAUGCACGCAUUAGGCCCGUCCUUCAUUGAUAUCACAUGGGGUGCCGGUGGACGGUUGUCAGACUUGACUUGUGAGAUGGUUAAUGUGGCCCAAUCGGUGUACGGACUGGAGACUUGCAUGCAUUUGACAUGUACAGACAUGCCGACGGAGAAGGUAGAUGCCGCCCUACAGGCUGCCUACAAGUCUGGCUGCACUAAUAUCCUGGCCCUUCGCGGUGACCCGCCUCGUGAGCAAGAGAAGUGGGAAGCUGCAGAGGGCGGACUUCGUUAUGCGAAGGACCUGGUCAGGUACAUUCGGGACAAGUACGGAAACCAUUUUGACAUUGGAGUGGGAGGCUACCCGGAGGGCGCAGACGAUAACCCAGAUGUGGACCUCUUGAUAGAUCACCUGAAGGAGAAGGUCGAUGCAGGUGCUUCAUUUGUUAUCACACAGAUGUUCUACGAUACGGACCUUUUCAUCGACUGGGUAAAGAAGUGCCGCGCCAAGGGAAUCAACGUGCCUAUUAUUCCUGGUAUCAUGCCGAUUCAGACUUAUUCCGCGUUUAUCAGACGAGCAACCUGGACAAAGAUUCAUAUCCCCGAAGAUUGGCUUGAGACCCUGGAACCCGUGAAGAAUGAUGAUGCGGCAGUCAAGGAGAUCGGAAAGGUCCUGAUCGCAGACAUGUGUAGGAGGCUUUUGGCAGCUGGCAUUAACCAUUUGCACUUUUAUACGAUGAACCUGGCCCAGGCCACGCAGCUGGUCCUCGAUGAGCUGAAACUUAUGCCCUCCGAAGAGACCCCAAUCCAGCGACCCUUGCCCUGGCGGCCGUCGCUUGGUCUUAACCGUAGGGCAGAGGAUGUUCGCCCGAUCUUCUGGCGGAACCGGAACUCUUCCUACAUCGCUCGCACGCAGACAUGGGACGAAUUCCCGAACGGCCGCUGGACCGACUCCCGAUCUCCAGCUUUUGGUGAGCUUGAUUCUUACGGCAUAGGCCUCAAGGGCACAAACGAACAAAACAUUCAACUGUGGGGUGAGCCUAAGUCCAUUCGGGACCUUUCGCACCUCUUCGUUAGUUAUCUGGAGGGUAAGCUGGGUCGGUUGCCCUGGAGCGACACACCCAUCAGCUCUGAAGCGAAAACUAUCAAACCCAACCUAAUCGAACUUAAUAACCGGGGUAUCCUCACUAUUAACUCUCAGCCCGCCGUCAAUGGAGCUAAGUCAUCCCACCCUGUGUAUGGAUGGGGUCCGAAGAAUGGCUUCGUGUACCAGAAGGCAUACCUCGAACUCUUGAUCCCCCCGUACUUGCUUGACGAACUGAUCACACGCAUCGAAAGUAACGAGGAUCUCACCUACCACGCGGUUUCAAAGAAUGGCGAAUUGCGGACUAACACUCAAGAUAGCCCCAACGCCUUGACUUGGGGUAUCUUCGCGGGUAGAGAGGUUGUCCAACCUACCAUUGUUGAAACAAUCAGUUUUCUGGCCUGGAAGGACGAGGCAUACCGCCUAGGUGAAGACUGGGCUAAGUGCCAUGCUGCUACGAGCCCCAGCAGGAAAUUGAUCCAAGGCCUGGUGGACAACUGGUACCUUGUUAACAUCGUCAACAACGACUUCCACAACACAUACGAUCUCUUUGAACUGUUCAAGGACUUGAACGUAAAAGAUUUUGAUGUCGAAGUCACCGCAGACAACGCCGACUCGAAGUCCCAGGAGGCCGAGGCCACCGCAAACUAAUUUACCUACAUCACGAACAACCCCAGCAGGCUAUGCCUGCUCCACGACUUCUCUAGCAUCUCUUCAACGAUUUACUAUGACUCCUAAUUCAACAUCUAUAUCUCAACGAUACCUGCCUGGGGUCGAUUCACCCCAAGGCGCGAAAUGGCUUAUGGUGACACGAAUUGAAGAUUCUCAACGAUUUCUUCUUUGAGCGUUAUUUAAUUUCAACAUGACUUUUAACAUUCAAACUUAUACCCCCACCCGAUUAUUUUCAUUUCUCAUCGAGCGCGAGAAGAAUCUCAAAUUCAACAUCAUAAUCAAGUCUCCCUUAGAGCCCGAAGCUCAGGGGUCGUCAACCAUGACCCCGCCUCCUCUUUCGCUUUUGUCUAUACAUUCUUACCUCAACCUUCUAUCUCGCUUUUCUUUCUUCCUUUAUUUACAACAGAGCAGGGCUACAUAAAACAGGGUGAUGCGAUACCUUACGAUAAUUCAACACUAUGGAUGACAACGGAGUUGGGUUCAUGAGAAACGAAAAAGUGAUCCUUUUCAACACGGGAUACGGAGUUUCCUCAUGAAGUCUUUGAUAUAUUUCACGAAAUUUAUUUACUCAAG
This is a messenger RNA of Aspergillus pseudonomiae, 2677 nucleotides long. Its product is annotated as methylenetetrahydrofolate reductase (NAD(P)H) MET13. Gene Ontology annotation, biological process: tetrahydrofolate interconversion. The coding region runs from base 254 to 2083 and encodes 609 amino acids. Lineage: Eukaryota; Fungi; Ascomycota; Eurotiomycetes; Eurotiales; Aspergillaceae. The transcript is spliced from 4 exons. The record is from RefSeq and is a predicted model, not a curated record. Gene Ontology annotation, molecular function: methylenetetrahydrofolate reductase [NAD(P)H] activity; FAD binding. Gene Ontology annotation, cellular component: cytosol.